Molecule: messenger RNA, 1218 nt
Organism: Trichobilharzia regenti
Lineage: Eukaryota; Metazoa; Platyhelminthes; Trematoda; Strigeidida; Schistosomatidae
Source: the annotation of a GenBank genome assembly
AUGCCUUCCACAAAUAAAAUCAAAACUUGUGGACGUCGAAAACGCCUGCGCUACUUCGAAUCAACAGCUGAUUUAAUCUCACGUAAAAUUAUUACCUCUGGUGAAGAAUUCAAUCAUAAUCAAGUGCACACAUUAUUAUUAUCCUUAAAAUCGCGUAAACCAUUAUCUCGUUCAAAAUUACGCUGUGAACCAGAUGGGAUAAGACUGAAGCGUAUUUCAAAGUUUAGUUCACCACCGCCAAGAAAAUUCUAUGCUUAUAAAGAUAUUGAGCAUUAUUAUGUAUUUGAUAAUGAUCCUACAAUUCUUAUUCUAGGCUGUAUUGAUCGAGAACAGAAUUCACGUUAUUAUGAUUUCUUCAAAUUACCUGAAUCCCAUUAUAAAGAUAUUACAACACUGAUUGAUAAAGCAAGAAGUCAUUCUGAUUAUGUUCUGAAUGAAGAUGACACAACCUUACCAACUCCAGGUGUUUAUUCAUCACAUUCUAGUUUAAAUGUAUCCACUGAACACCUAUCACAUAACAAUAAUCUACCUUCAGAAGGUAGUGUUCAUGAAAAUGAAAGCUAUGCAAAUAUAGGCAUUAGCAAUAAGACAGAAAAUGACAACAUAACUAAAGCUUCAACGACUGAUCUGCGCGGAAGUACAACUGAAACCAUUCAACCAAUUGAAACGCAAUCAUUGCAACAAAACAGUGAUGAUCAUGACGAUGUGAUCAUUCACAAUCAUUAUGAUGAUCAUGAAGAUCCAAUUGAGCCUAUACUGAUUAAAUGUGAACAAGAGACAUGGGGAACGUCUUUAAAAACUACUGCUCCACCUGAUCAUCAAAAAGCUUCACCAGUAUCGAUGAAAGUCAAUGAACCACUACCAAAAGUUGUCUUUAACGAGGAUGAUGAUGAUGACAGUGAAAUAGCUAGUUUAAAAAUGAAAUUCAAGGAAUUAAAAGAGAAAGAUGAAACAUUUGCAAAAUUAAGUGAAAAUAUCAAUGUGAAUGAUUUAACCGCUAUGGAUUUUCGUUAUGUAGCAACACAUCCAGAACACGGUAAUCGUAUCGCUGAUAAUGGUGACGUUUAUAUUUUUAUUGCACAUUAUAAACGACCAGAGAAUAUUAAGAAUCUUGACGCUUAUAAUCCUGAAGCCUACACAAAUGUUGAUGAAAUCAUUAGUGGUGAACAUCAUAGAAAGAGUACAGCUGAUAAAAACUUUUGUUUACAAUAUAUUUAA